AUUCUACAGAAUGUGGCAAUAACCUUUGUGUGACUCAGUUAACCAAAAUCUACCUCGAAGAUGAAUAUCAAAUACCGUUAAAUCAGGAACCUGAUGAAUUAAUUAUAAUGUCUUUUAAUUUUUUUAACUACAGUGAGCAGUUGUUAUUUAAUACCAAAAAUGAAGAAUAUAAAAAAUUCUAUGUUUCACCGACUGGAUCUAACAUAAUCAGCUUUGUUUCUAACAUUACGUAUCAAAAUCCACCAGGACCUCUUAUUUCACAAAAUAAUGGAUAUCAAUUUAUGUGUGGAGAUCCUUUUGUGCCAUCUACGUGCACAGAGCCAUGUGCUUGCGCUCAUGUUUAUCACAUUGAACUUGGAGCACUCGUGGAUGUUAUGAUUUAUGAUGAAAAACCUUUGACGGAAUUAAAUCAUCCAUUUCAUUUACAUGGUUAUAGCUUCUGUGUUAUGUAUGCUGGCCAAUUUGUUAAUGCACCUAACAAGAACAGUAUAACAAAUAAGGAUGUCAUGAAAGAAAUUAAAGCUCAUAUGUCACGUUUAGAAAGUGGUUAUUAUAAACACUGUGCUCCUAAAGAUACUGUAAUUGUACCAAAUACUGGUUUUGUCAUCUUACGGUUCAAGGCAGAUAAUCCAGGUUGGUGGUUUUUUCAUUGUCAUUUUACAUGGCACGCUGCAAGUGGAAUGAACGUUGUCUUACAUGUUGGUACGCCAUAUGAUCUGCCACCUGUACCACGUGACUUUCCAACGUGCUACAAUUGGACACCACAACCUCGAAAUUAAUCUAUUGAUUUAUAUAAGUGAAAUGAAAGAAAGAUUAUAAAAGUUAUAAAA
Nylanderia fulva is the source of this 830-nucleotide messenger RNA. Lineage: Eukaryota; Metazoa; Arthropoda; Insecta; Hymenoptera; Formicidae. The record is from RefSeq and is a predicted model, not a curated record.